GGGACUCAGGGGGUAACGGGGCGCGUGGAUCGCAAAUCUCAUCCUCGCCUCUGGUGGUUGCCGGUUUCGGUGACGGCAAGGGGAAAAUCUGGGACGUACGGGUGGAUAAAUGCGUUGGGGUCCUCACGGAGCAUCAGCAAUGGCUGGUGCUCACUGAUUUUGUCAAAGGGGACCGAGAAUUGCUCACAGGCUCCUUAACUGGUGAAGUUCGCGCCUGGGAUCUGCGAAGGCUGAAGACUUCUCUUCGUACGAUGGACGUGGGCAAAGGUCCCAUGACAGCCAUGGCGGCUCACCAGACCUGUCCUCUCCUGGCAUCGGGAUCUUACAACCAGUUCAUCAAGAUGUUGACGCUCGAGGGGGAUACUCUCAGCGUCAUCCGCUAUCACGACGGGAUCCUUGGCCAACGGAUCGGUCCCGUGGCAACUUUGGCGUUCCACCCUUGUAAACUUGUUUUGGCGGCUGGGACUACAGACUCCUUAACUAGUAUUUAUACAGCUCAUUUUCCUCAAGCUAGCUAAAACUCAAAAGGGAGACUACAGGAAUACAAAAAGAUACCAUGCACAUAGACCUUCUGGUAAGUAAAGAGCCAGAUAUAUGAACGGAUUUCGGUUCCCGAAUGCAACUAAACGGUAAACGACAAGGCGUGUUGGGUUUGAUCGUUCGCGGCUC
Molecule: messenger RNA, 669 nt
Organism: Nannochloropsis gaditana CCMP526
Exons: 1
Biological process (GO): positive regulation of cell growth; cellular response to amino acid stimulus; TOR signaling
Cellular component (GO): cytoplasm; TORC1 complex
Molecular function (GO): protein-macromolecule adaptor activity; protein binding
Source: RefSeq, a predicted model, not a curated record